UUAACCAACCCCAAGACGGUCAGGCAGUUUCCGCUUCGUCGUCUUCUCCGGGUCCUCCACCUCGUCGCCUCCCUCCCUCCACCCCUCGAACUCCUCGCCCCGCCGGCUCCCAAAUCCCGCCUCCCCGCCUUAAUCCCCUCCCACCGCCGACGCGGAGGAGACCGGCCACCAGCCGUCUCGCCGCCGGAUUCGGCCGCUGAUCGAGGGCUGCUUGCCUUGCUUUGGGUGCUCGGAUUGGAUGGCGGGCCGGUCGCGGGGCCCCUGGUCGGCGUAGCGGGCUGGCCGGCGCCAUGUUUGCGCCGAGGAAGGUGGAGGACGAGAUGGCGCUGGGCAGGCAGAGGACCGUCAGGUUCUAUGAUGAGAGGGCAAAGCCAGCGAUACCGAUCCAACAGAAACAGGCAGCGUUCGCUGCUAGUAAACUCGGCGUCGCGAGCUCAGGGAAGAACAAGAUUUUCGUGGGAGGGGAUGCGCAGCAGUACAAGAUUUUCGAUCCGUCAAGUGACUUCAUCUUGAUGUGGAACCGCAUUUUCCUUUUUUCGUCCUUCCUUGCUCUAUUUAUAGACCCCCUGUACUUUUACGUGCCCAAAAUCGUCUAUGGCGACACCUAUUCCUGUGUUGGGACAGACAGACAUUUAACCAUCAUCAUUACAUUCUUCCGAUCAAUUGCCGAUCUCUUGUAUGUGGUUCACAUCAUAAUGAAGUUCAGAACUGCUUUUGUUAAAACGAGCUCAACCUUGCGGGUUUUUGGAAGAGGAGACCUUGUCACAGACCCUAAAGAGAUUGCAUGGAAGUAUUUGAGAUCUGACUUUGCAAUUGAUGUGGUGGCUGCAUUGCCUUUGCCGCAGAUCAUAGUCUGGUAUGUGAUACCAGCUAUCAAGUAUUCUGGUGCUGAGCAUAACAAUAACAUUCUGGUGCUUAUAGUUCUUGCUCAGUAUCUUCCAAGACUAUAUCUCAUAUUCCCUUUAACUUAUGAAAUUGUCAAAGCUACUGGAGUUGUCGCAAAGACUGCCUGGGAAGGGGCUGUAUACAACCUGCUACUUUACUUGAUAGCUAGUCAUGUUCUAGGUGCACUAUGGUACUUGCUAUCUGUUGAUCGCCAAACAGCCUGCUGGAAAAUGAAUUGCAGGAAUGGAAGUGAUUGUAAUAUUAGGUACCUAGACUGUGAUACACCAAAUCAGACAUGGGCUAGUACGACUGAUCUCUUCAGCCGCUGCAAUGCUAGCAAUGACACCAUCACCUUCGACUAUGGCAUGUUUCAGCCUGCUCUGUCAAAUCAAGCGCCUGCUCAGGGUUUCUUGAGAAAGUUCUUCUAUUCCCUUUGGUGGGGUUUACAGAAUCUAAGUUGCUACGGCCAGACUCUUUCUGUGAGCACCUACAUUGGUGAGACACUGUACUGUAUAUUCUUGGCAGUACUCGGUCUUGUCUUGUUUGCGCAUUUGAUUGGAAAUGUGCAGACCUACCUGCAAUCUAUCACUGUGAGGGUUGAGGAGUGGAGAUUAAAGCAAAGAGAUACUGAGGAGUGGAUGAGACAUCGUCAACUUCCUGAUGAACUGCGGGAAAGAGUUAGACGAUUUAUCCAGUACAAGUGGCUUGCAACUCGAGGUGUGAAUGAAGAGUCUAUAUUACAGGUUCUACCAGCGGAUCUACGGCGUGACAUUAAACGCCACCUUUGCUUGGAUCUUGUUCGCCGGGUACCCUUUUUCUCCCAGAUGGACGACCAACUUCUAGAUGCCAUAUGUGUGCGUCUUGUAUCAUCACUGUGUACAAAGGGCACAUACAUUGUCCGUGAGGGUGAUCCCGUGGCCGAGAUGCUUUUCAUCAUCCGCGGGAAACUGGAGAGCUCCACAACAAAUGGUGGCCGCACAGGCUUCUUCAAUUCAACUACGCUGAAAGCUGGUGAUUUCUGCGGUGAGGAACUUCUUGGAUGGGCUCUUGUCCCGAAGCCUACCGCCAGUUUGCCGUCAUCCACUCGCACAGUGAGGGCACAAAUAGAAGUGGAGGCCUUUUCACUCCAGGCUGAGGAUCUCAAGUUUGUGGCCAGCCAAUUUAGGCGGUUGCACAGCAAGAAGUUGCAGCACACUUUCCGAUACUACUCACACCAUUGGAGAACCUGGGGCGCGUGCUUCAUCCAAGCUGCCUGGCGGCGCUACAGGAGGAGGAAGAUGGCGAAGGACCUGAGUAUGAGGGAGUCAUUCCAUUCCAUGAGAUCAGAAGACUCGGAUGGUGAAGAUGACCCUCCACCAAAGAAGAAUAUCUCUCUAAGAAUGAUGGCCGGGAAAGUCAUGGCUGGGAACAGGAAAGGGCUUCAGGCCAUAAAAGAGUUGCCGACACUAAAGAAGCCGGACGAGCCAGAUUUCUCGCUCGAACCCUACGAGUAAGGUAUAAUGGUCUAUCCAGAACGGUCACUGAUCCUCUAGCCCUGCUACCAAGUUAAUCGUCUUUGCUGCAUUGAGGAGACUGUAAUCCGGUUGGAAUUUGGAUUCGCAGAACCGGUCAUUGAUGCGAGAAUUCUAAUUAACACUGAAUCCCAAAUGCAUCGUGGGAGACCUUACGAAGAGAUGCUAAUCAGAUUAUAUACUACACAUAGAUAUUCUAGUCAUCGUUAUGUUGUACAUUCAAGAUGUGUAUCUGUGUUUGUAAAAUUCUUGGUGCCUCAGCACAGGGCGCCGCUACACUGACUGUCUCAGCUUCAAAGAAAUGCUGACAUUGAAGCCAUAGUAUGAAGUACUCCUUAAAGAAAUACAAGAGCGUUUAGACCA
Triticum dicoccoides is the source of this 2759-nucleotide messenger RNA. RefSeq names its product cyclic nucleotide-gated ion channel 17-like. Lineage: Eukaryota; Viridiplantae; Streptophyta; Magnoliopsida; Poales; Poaceae. The record is from RefSeq and is a predicted model, not a curated record. Gene Ontology annotation, biological process: monoatomic ion transport; transmembrane transport. Gene Ontology annotation, molecular function: monoatomic ion channel activity. The coding region runs from base 291 to 2378 and encodes 695 amino acids. Gene Ontology annotation, cellular component: membrane. The transcript is spliced from 7 exons.